GUCGCUGGAGGCGGCGCCGCACGCGGGGUCCGGGGGCAGUAGCGGAGGCGGCGGUGGCGACGGCGUCAUCCCGCGUAGCAAGCGAAACUCUGUCACGUCGGAGCUCUUCCAGAUGUGGCUCGCCUCCUCGCCCGUCAAGAAGGCCAAGUCGCCCAGCAGGCCUGUGGCGAUGGGUCCGCGACGCCAGCAGCUAGGCCUGCUGGACGAGAGCGAGCUCUUCAUGGAGCUGAUCCGCGACGUCGCCAACGAGCUGGACAUCGACGUGCUGUGCCACAAGAUCCUGGUGAACGUGGGCCUGCUGACGCACGCCGACCGCGGCAGCCUCUUCCUGGCGCGCGGGCCGCGCGACGCCCGCUACCUGGUGGCCAAGCUGUUCGACGUCACCGUAGAUACGGAACUGGAGGACGCGGUGAGACGCGCCAGCGCCGAGGAAAUCCGUAUCCCUUUCGGCGUCGGCAUAGCUGGCGUCGUGGCGCAGAGCAAGCAGGUCAUCAACAUCAAGGACGCCUACCAGGACCCGCGCUUCAACAGCGAGAUCGACCUGCGGACGGGCUACAAGACGAACCUCAUCCUGUCGAUGCCCAUCUGCAACUACGAGGGUGACGUCAUCGGCGUCGCGCAGAUCAUCAACAAGACCAACGGCACCCAGGAGUUCACCCCGCGGGACGUUGAGGUGUUCCAGCGCUACCUCACCUUCUGCGGCAUCGGCAUCCAGAAUGCGCAGCUGUUCGAGAUGUCCGUGCUGGAGUUCCGCAGAAACCAGAUCCUGCUGAACCUGGCGCGCAGCAUCUUCGAGGAGCAGAACAACCUGGCGUGCCUGGUGACCAAGAUCAUGACGCAGGCGCGCGACCUGCUCAAGUGCGAGCGCUGCGCCGUCUUCCUGCUCGACACCGACUGCUGCGAGGCGAGUCACCUGGAGAAAAUCCUGGAGCGGCCAAACAGGGCGAUGCCGGAGAGGAAGCCACUCUGCAGGAGGGAGAGCAAUAACGUGAACAUAGAAGAUAUCUUCCACCAUAAGCAGCAGAGUGCCACCUUCACGACGGUGUUCGAGCUGAGGCUGGCGGACGAGGAGGCGAGAGUGCUGCGGCCUGACCAGAGCCAGCUGGACCGCUGGCCGCUGGCGCAGAUCGCCAGAUACGUCGCCGGCACCGGCCAGAUCCUCAACAUCGGCGACGUGUCCUCGUGGAUGAACCAGGAGGUGCGGGAGGACGACGACGACUUCGUGGCGCGCAGCAUACUGUGCAUGCCCAUCGCGAACGGCCAGAAGACCGUCAUAGGAGUCGCGCAGCUCAUCAACAAGACGAGCGGCCAGCCCUUCACCGACUGCGACGUUUCGAUCUUCGAAGCGUUCGCCAUCUUCUGCGGCCUCGGCAUCCACAACACGCAGAUGUACGAGAACGCCUGCAAGCUGAUGGCGAAGCAGAAGGUGGCGCUGGAAUGCCUGUCGUACCACGCGACGGCGUCGGCGGACGACACGGCGCGACUCAACCAGGACAACAUCCCGUCCGCGGAGUGCUACAACCUCUACAGUUUCAAGUUCAACGACUUCGACCUGACUGACGAAGACACGUGCAGAGCGACGGUGAGGAUGUUCCUGGAGUGCAACCUCGUCAAGCAGUUCCACAUCCCUUACGACGUGCUGUGCCGGUGGAUCCUGAGCGUGAAGAAGAACUACCGGCCCGUCAAGUACCACAACUGGAGGCACGCCCUCAACGUGGCGCAGACCAUGUUCGCGAUGCUCAAGACGGGCAAGAUGGAGCGCUUCAUGACCGACCUCGAGGUAUUAGGUCUGCUGGUGGCAUGUUUGUGCCACGACUUGGACCACAGGGGAACAAACAAUGCGUUUCAAACGAAGACUGAGUCACCUCUGGCAAUUCUGUACAGUACGAGUACCAUGGAGCACCACCAUUUUGACCAGUGCGUCAUGAUUCUCAACAGCGAGGGCAACAACAUAUUUCAGUCCUUGUCGCCUGAGGACUAUCGAUAUGUAAUGAAAACAGUCGAAAAUGCUAUAAUUUCGACUGACUUAGCAAUGUACUUCAAAAAGAAGAACAGUUUCAUGGAACUGGUUGAAAACGGAGAGUUUGACUGGCAAAGUGAAGGUAAAAAGGAAUUGCUGUGCGGCAUGAUGAUGACGGCGUGCGACGUCAGCGCCAUCGCCAAGCCGUGGGAGGUGCAGCACAAGGUUGCCAAGAUGGUGGCCGACGAGUUCUUCGACCAGGGCGACCUCGAGAAGCUGCAGCUCAACCAGCAGCCCAUCGCAAUGAUGGACAGAGAAAGAAAGGAUGAAUUACCACAGAUGCAAGUGGGGUUCAUAGACGUGAUAUGUCUUCCACUGUACAAGGUGCUGUCUGAAACUUUCCCGUGGAUACAGCCGCUGUACGACGGCUGUCUGGAGAACAGGCAGCACUGGCAGGAUCUCGCCGAGAAGGUCGAGAUGGGACUCACCUGGAUCGACCACGACACCAUCGACAAGCCGGUUGAGGAAUUUUCAACUAGUUCGGAACCUAAGGACAUCGAAUUUACUGUCACCACUCUGAACUGUGCCCAUGGUGCAGAGAAAAAGGUACCUAGCAAAGAAGUUUCAUUUUUUCCACCAUCACUCAGUGUGAAAAAAGAAGGAGAGGCGAUCCCGCCGGCGCGCAAGCUGAACGGCAGCACUGGGGCGGCGGCCAGCAGCGCGGUGGCAGCGGUCGGGGGCGGCGGCGGGGGCGGCGCCCUGACGCUCGGCCUGGGGGAC
Molecule: messenger RNA, 2740 nt
Organism: Schistocerca nitens (vagrant locust)
Lineage: Eukaryota; Metazoa; Arthropoda; Insecta; Orthoptera; Acrididae
Product: cGMP-specific 3',5'-cyclic phosphodiesterase
Exons: 22
Biological process (GO): signal transduction
Molecular function (GO): protein binding; 3',5'-cyclic-nucleotide phosphodiesterase activity
Source: RefSeq, a predicted model, not a curated record